AUGCUCCCUGUCACCACCCUUCUGCUUAUAAGCUUGAGUAUCCUCAGCGUAAGUCGAGUUAGAGGGGAAGCCACUAGCAAACGAGGUGCUGCCUAUAACGAUAGAGCAGCUGUGUCGCCGUUGACAAAAGCUGGAACCGUGUCUUGGGCCUACAAUUGGGCAAUGUCAGAGCCGAACGAGCUUCCCUCUGGAGUUGAUUUCGUCCCUAUGCUUCGCGUCGCCAACUUUGAUGGGUGGCAGGCAUCUAUAGAGCACUACACCUCCGGCGGCAGCAAAUACAUACUUGGAUUCAAUGAACCCGACAUGAUAUCCCAAGCAAGCCUGGCGCCUUCCGUUGCUGCCGGUUACUACAUAAAGUACAUCACACCCUUUCAAGGCAGAGCCAAGCUCAUCAGCCCUGCAGUAACUUCUUCUACUUCCACCGACAUGGGACUCGGAUGGUUAGAUGAGUUUAUGGAAGCCUGCCUCUACUGUAACAUUUCUGGCAUAGCCGUUCACUGGUACGGUGACUCAGCCGACAGCUUAAAAUUGUUUGUCAAUAAAGCCAACAUAUUUGCUAAGUCACACGGUCUAUCCGAAGUCUGGCUCACCGAGUUUGCACUUAAUGCCGACAUCAAUGGCGUGGGCAACCAAGAAAUUACGGAGACCUUUAUCCGUGACGUUACAUCCUGGCUUGACUCACAGCCUAUCGUCACGCGGUACUCUUACUUUAUGUGCGCUGAGCGAUACCUUCUUUCUGGCAACGUCCUAAAUCGCGCUGGCCAAGCGUACGUUGCCCCGUCAUCUCUUACUAGUUCCGUCGGUUCUACUAGUGCUUUAGCGUCCUGUGAUGCGGCUGCGUAG
Molecule: messenger RNA, 843 nt
Organism: Penicillium samsonianum
Lineage: Eukaryota; Fungi; Ascomycota; Eurotiomycetes; Eurotiales; Aspergillaceae
Product: glycoside hydrolase family protein
Exons: 1
Coding region: 1-843 (280 amino acids)
Biological process (GO): fungal-type cell wall polysaccharide metabolic process
Cellular component (GO): fungal-type cell wall
Source: RefSeq, a predicted model, not a curated record